Cyphomyrmex costatus is the source of this 1980-nucleotide messenger RNA. Its product is annotated as RNA-directed DNA polymerase from mobile element jockey-like. Gene Ontology annotation, molecular function: catalytic activity. The record is from RefSeq and is a predicted model, not a curated record. NCBI's taxonomy places the organism in Eukaryota, Metazoa, Arthropoda, Insecta, Hymenoptera, Formicidae. The transcript is spliced from 2 exons. The coding region runs from base 1 to 1980 and encodes 659 amino acids.
AUGGCGGCCUCGACUUCCCUUCCGUCUCCGAAUGCUUCGAGACGAUCACAUGACAGUUCGAAGAAGAACAAGUCUGUAAGUUUCCGCCAUAAUCCGUUCCUACGCACGGACUCCUCUAGUGAAUCCUUUGAAAGGCUUCUGCCGUCCAUGGGUGGCCAGUUUUCGGCUACGCCCCCUGCACAUCCAACCUUAGCGUUUACACACGGUAAUAAUGGCCGUAUGCGUGAAGACUUCUCCUCUUCGUCAAGUGACGUUUAUCCGAAAUCAAGCUCAAGCUCGGAUGCGGGUGCCGCAAGGGGCUCGGAUCCCGGCCCCAGUUCCGCUUCUAAUACAAUACGCAACAUUGCGGAUAUGAUUUUAUCCUUUAUGGGAAAGAUUAAAAAAUUCACCGCCAAUAAACAGCUUACAUCGCAAUCUCUGAACCUUCUGCAAUGGAAUUGUCGUGGAGUGCGGAAUAAAUUGCCACAAUUACAAGCAAUCGCCGGAGAUUAUGACGUUAUCUGCUUGCAGGAAUCUCUUCUGCAUGUUUCAUCUAAUUUCAUCCUACGUGGAUUCAAUAUUGUCAGACAAGAUAUCACUGAGGCCGGUCAACGCGGCGUGUGUAUUCUUAUCAGGAAUAACUUGGUUUUUAAUAUUUUAGACCUAUCCAACACCAGCCUCAAGGAGGAAUCUGUGGAAAUAUUGGGUGUGGAGCUUCUCUCCAAUCAAGAAAAAAUUAGCAUCGUUAACGUAUACAGACAUCCAAACCGAGAUACGCCUGAAAAGUUUUACGAAGACCUUAUGGGUUAUUUGAUAUCAAGAGACAGCUGCGUUCUAAUGGGAGAUUUCAACGCCCACCACUCACAGUGGGGCUGCCACGUUUCCGAUCGUGCGGGUAAACGCAUUAUGUCUGCGUGCGAGGAUUAUCGCAUUUGCAUAUUUAGUGACCAAAUGCCUACACUUCUCCUCCCACCAUCUGCGAGACCUUCUAUUAUCGACUUAGUCUUUGUUACGCCAAACAUCUCUCCUUUGUGCAAGGUAUCUACCGAAGAAGAUACAUGGGGCAGCGACCAUUUUCCUAUAACGAUUAAGCUGGGCAUUGAUCCGUUUCGUCGCAAACGAUUCGUUUACAAGUUAAAUCUUAAUCCUGAAGAAUUGCGGAACUUUUCCUGCGCAUUGUCCGACUCAUAUACUUCAUUUUCCGAAGAACAGCCGCAGGACCCCUGUGAAGCUUAUACACGUCUAUCAAAUCAUCUGGUGGAGACGGCGGUGGCGUGUUCUUCCUCUCCUCAUAAAAAAGCACAUCCUGGCACCAUAGUGAUUAAGAAUGAUAAAGCUGCUCCUCCCUGGUGGUCAAACACCUGUCAAGAGGCUAUCGAUGCUCGAAAAACGGCUGCCAGAACAUGGCAGAGAAAUCCCACUAUUGAAAAUUUUUAUUCGUUCAAGAGGGAGAGAGCUAAGUGUGCAAAAAUUCUUUACAGGGAAAAAAGGAAGAGUUGGAGAAAAUUCGUGGGAACUUUUAACGAUAAAACGCCCACUGCGGAGUUAUGGUCACUGGUUAAGGCCUUUAAAAGACGCAAUCUAGCCACGGUAAGCGUGGGUAUGGAUCACGCCAAAGAGAGACAAUUGUCCACGGAGGCCAUUCAAAAACUGUGUCCACCAUCGUGCUUAUCAAAUUUUCCAUCUAAUCUCGAGGACAUGAAUAAAGAGGACGAAUCGUCAAAUCAGGUUUUUAAAGAACUUGGAGCUCCAGUCAAUGUGGAACAUUUGGAUAUGGCAAUUGCAACUGCUAACAAGAAGUCGGCUCCUGGCCUAGAUAGAAUCUCCAACAGCAUGCUGGCACACUUACCGUACAACUUUAAGGAGCUAAUGGUGGAUCUCUUCAACCGUUUUUUAUCCGAGGGCGUAGUUCCGGGAGAGUGGAAGACGUCACUAGUGAUUUUCAUCCCAAAGCUGGGUUGUCUGGUGUCAGGUCUAUUUCUCUUCUCUCCUGCGUGUUGA